UUACAAUAACACAAGCCUCACUUUUUUUCAGCUAAACUAAAUGCAGAUGCAACACUUAAAUCCUGAGAUUUGUCUGUAAUCUGUUCAAAUUCAUACCAGUCUGAAGCAUUAAAUACAAUGAAAAAUGAUAAAUCUCUAUAAAAGUUUUGUCUCUUCUCCUCUGUUAAUUGGUUCCCGGCAAUAGAGCUCAGAAUGAAGAAAAGUGAGGAACAUAUUGAGAAGAAAGCGUUGGGUUGCUGCAGCACCGUGUUGGCAUGUCUUCCCUCAAAAGCUUUAACUUCUAGUGCCACUGCAAAUCCUGCCAAAGGCAAGAGCAAUGAAGCUGCUUCUGAUGCCGACAACGAGUUGGAGGGGGAGGGGUUUGAUUUUUAUGCAACUCUUACGAAUCACAUAGAAAACUUCUUAAAUCAGGCCAGAGAUCAGGAUGAGAAGUGGUCAGAUCAGUUAGGAUCUGUUGCGGCUGGCAUGUUCACUUCGGCUGGAUGGAUCAAUUCUUUGUCCACCUCCUCCAAGAACGCCUAUGAGAAGGGAGUCAUAUCCUUUUGGAUCAAAAUUGCUGUCGACAAUACAAGACUUUGAGACACACUUAGUGUUGUUCUAUGGAUGGAAAAGAUGCCAAUUAAAGUGGAGGCUAUACUAGUUAUGAUGCUAUGAACUUAGUGUAAUGCAAGCAAGCUAUGCUAUGUUUUUGAAUUUUUUUCUUGAAGUUUAAGGAUGAAAAUGCAACUAAGAAGAUGACUAUUCUUAUGAUUUUGGAUUGUGGAAACUUUUGAAUGCAAAUAUAAGGGUGCAAACCUAAGUGACUAAAGGGAAAAUCUAGACGUCAAAGAUUAAAAAAAUCUUCAUAAUGAUGGUUUUGUUGAAGUCUCACCUUUCACUAGACUUAUGAGGUACAGGCUUGACUUGUUGAUGGAGGAGAUAAAAGAAAGAUAAUAAGGUCAUUAUGUCCUAGAAAUGACUAAAUGUGGUAAAAAACUCAAUGUUUGCAUUGCAGAUCAUGAAAAUUGUAGUGGAGAUUUUACAAUCAUGAUACUCUAGUUUGGUUUUAGUUUCUGGUCACUUCUA
Messenger RNA from Cryptomeria japonica (Japanese cedar), 1065 nucleotides. RefSeq lists its product as uncharacterized. NCBI's taxonomy places the organism in Eukaryota, Viridiplantae, Streptophyta, Pinopsida, Cupressales, Cupressaceae. The transcript is spliced from 3 exons. The coding region runs from base 193 to 579 and encodes 128 amino acids. The record is from RefSeq and is a predicted model, not a curated record.